GUCCGCUUUGCGACUACCGCCAAUCUCUCCAGGAAGGCCGUCAGGUCCUCUACGCCGUCGUCGCCGCGAUUCCAGAAAUCCCCACCCCUUUCCCUCGACCACUUUAUCCAGCGCCAGCGCGUUCUCGCCCUCUACCGCGACAUUCUCCGCUCCUUGUACCGACACAUGUCCGAGCCCCAGAGGGGAGAGAGCAUUGCGUACGCGAAGGGCGAAUUCACGCGGAACAAAGACGUGCGGGAGAUCGACAGGAUCAGGUAUCUGGUCAGUACGGGGAAGGCGGAGUGGGACGGCGUCAGGAGGGGCGUGGAGGAGAUGGGGGGACCUGCUCGAGGA
Cladophialophora psammophila CBS 110553 is the source of this 333-nucleotide messenger RNA. RefSeq lists its product as uncharacterized. Lineage: Eukaryota; Fungi; Ascomycota; Eurotiomycetes; Chaetothyriales; Herpotrichiellaceae. The record is from RefSeq and is a predicted model, not a curated record. The transcript has a single exon. The annotation marks the transcript as partial. Gene Ontology annotation, cellular component: mitochondrion.